CAGAAGGGGCUGGGAUUGGGACAGGUCACAGUCCAUGAGUGGGUCCACGGGUCCAGCUCGGUACCUGGUGCCCACCGCGGUCCCCCUGGCCGGCAACCGGCGGAACCCAGGGCCAAGGAGCCAUGUGCCGGCCGCAGUCGUGGAGUCAAAUCCUCCUGCCAGUAUUCUUCUCCCUCUUUCUCGUCCAACUGUUUAUCAGCUUCUCAGAGAAUAGUUUUUCCCAAGUCUCCAGACACAAGAACAAGCACAGACCAAAAUCUAUGGAUGACGCAUGUACUGUAUGGAAAAAUUGUCAAUUGUGCACAGAAAAUAAUAAAUGUUUUUGGUGCAGUGAAGAAAGGGCUUGCAAAAAAAUUUGUUUUCCAUAUUUCGGGUGUCAUUUCAGUUCUAUAUUUUGGUUGAACUGUCACGUUGACAUGUUUGGAUUCCUGAUGCUUCUACUCAUUGCAGUAUUGAUUAUAGUGUUCAUUUGUCACUGCUUCAUCUAUCAAUAUUACCUGCAGACGAAUGUUCCUUUUAUCCUUAGUAAGAAUGCACUUUAG
This is a messenger RNA of Orcinus orca (killer whale), 542 nucleotides long. It is a transcript of the gene PTTG1IP2, whose product is annotated as PTTG1IP family member 2. The transcript has 4 exons. Lineage: Eukaryota; Metazoa; Chordata; Mammalia; Artiodactyla; Delphinidae. Bases 123 to 542 code for a protein of 139 amino acids. Gene Ontology annotation, cellular component: nucleus; cytoplasm. Gene Ontology annotation, biological process: protein import into nucleus. The record is from RefSeq and is a predicted model, not a curated record.